Messenger RNA from Lacerta agilis (Sand lizard), 1808 nucleotides. RefSeq names its product ST3 beta-galactoside alpha-2,3-sialyltransferase 3 (gene ST3GAL3). Lineage: Eukaryota; Metazoa; Chordata; Lepidosauria; Squamata; Lacertidae. The transcript has 13 exons. The record is from RefSeq and is a predicted model, not a curated record. Gene Ontology annotation, molecular function: sialyltransferase activity. The coding region runs from base 198 to 1454 and encodes 418 amino acids.
ACAGAUGCUGUUGCAUGAAUUCAGUCAUCCUGCUCCCGGGGAUAUUUUUAGGUCCGCUAGUGAACAAGCAUAGAAUUUGGAACCUGAGCCAUCAGCUCCUUUCAGACUCAGCAGUUCAGAAUGGCAAAGCAGUUUUGGCAGUCUGUCGCUAAGGAAGAUGCUUCGGAAUCCAGGUAUUAUAAAAGAGACAACCCUAUAUGAAGAUGGGACUGCUGGUGUACAUGCGUAACCUGCUACUAGCCCUCUGUCUCUUUCUGGUGCUGGGCUUUCUGUAUUAUUCAGCUUGGAAACUGCAUCUUCUCCGAUGGGAGGAUUCAAAUUCAGUGGUUCUUUCCUCUGACUCCGUUGGACGUUCAAUAGGCUCAGGAAGGAGAGAGAGAAAAUCCACAUCUCUUGUGCCUCUGUCAUCUCUCCCAUCACAUCUUGCUGCAAACCUGGGAACAGGCAAAGCUAAGAGAGAACCUGUCGCUAUUCCACGCCCAACCAUUCCUAAAUAUGACAAACUGGGAUUUCUCCUGCAGCUGGAUUCCAGACUGCCUCCAGAACUAGCAUCAAAGUAUGCUAACAUCUCAGAGGGGGUUUGCAAGCCUGGAUAUGCAUCUGCACUCAUGACUGCCAUCUUCCCAAAGUUCUCAAAGCCAGCACCAAUGUUUUUGGAUGAUUCCUUCAGAAAGUGGGCACGAAUCCGGGACUUUGUACCUCCUUUUGGAAUUAAAGGACAAGAUAAUCUGAUCAAAGCCAUCUUGUCAGCAACCAAAGAUUAUCGUCUUACUCCAGCCCUUGACAGUCUCAGUUGCCGGAGAUGUGUUAUUGUGGGAAAUGGUGGCAUUCUAGCAAACAAGUCACUGGGUUUGAAAAUCGAUGACUACGACAUUGUUAUCAGGCUGAACUCUGCUCCAGUGAAAGGCUUUGAAAAGGAUGUUGGUGGCAAGACAACAAUGCGAAUAACAUACCCAGAAGGGGCCAUCCAGAAACCAGAGCAAUAUGAAAAGGAUUCCCUCUUUGUGCUGGCAGGGUUCAAGUGGCAGGAUUUCAAGUGGCUGAAGUACAUUGUUUACAAGGAAAAAGUGAGUGCCUCUGAUGGCUUCUGGAAGUCUGUGGCAACCCAUGUUCCAAGAGAGCCUCAUGAAAUCCGUAUCCUGAAUCCAUAUUUCAUCCAAGAGGCAGCUUUCAGCUUUAUUGGCCUUCCUUUCAACAAUGGUCUGAUGGGCAGAGGGAACAUCCCUACUCUGGGAAGUGUAGCAAUAACCAUGGUGCUCCACAAUUGUGAUGAGGUAGCAGUGGCUGGAUUUGGUUAUGACAUGAGCUCUCCAAAUGCACCACUACAUUACUAUGAGAACAUCAAGAUGUCUGCCAUCAAAGAGUCCUGGACGCACAAUAUACAGCGGGAGAAGGAGUUUCUACGAAAGCUGGUGAAAGCUCGAGUAAUCACAGACCUCACCAGUGGAAUAUGAGGAGGCGCAGCCACUGUGCGGAAUUGCACAGCUACAUGCAUACAGCUGAGGACAAGGGCAGCAAGAGGUCCUUGGCAAGAAUCCCGGCUUUUUAGAGACACACGGUGCCCUUGAAAAGUCUCCCUGGCCUGCUCUGCCUGCCUGCACCAGGGCUCACAGGGGAGCAGCGGCUAUUGGCCUGAGGGGGCAGGUCGCACACUCGGAACUGCAAGAGGAUCUUGUGCUUGAGAUGGAAUAUCACUGGAGAGAACAAACAGAGUGAUAAAACAAAACAAAAUUGUGCCAAAUGGGAACAGGAGCCAGGCUGGAGGCAGCAGUGUUUGAAUGUCCAAUGCAUUAUUUUAUAUAUAUACA